UUAGAUCCACUUCUUGCCUUCCUUUAUAAACACUACCCAACUGUCCAACUCCUUACAAUUUCUCCUCACAAAUUUUAUUUUCCCAUCUCUCUCCAAAAAAUGGGAAAAGAAAAAACACUAUCAAAAUCAAGAACAAUGGCUCCAAGAAUGGUGGCCAAUUUUCGCAGAUCUCUUUCUUUUCCAAAUCAUCCAAACCAUUCAAACAAACCCAAAAAAAGCUUCCACGUUAGAUCCGCUAGUCUUCCAUGUCGAUCUCAUCCAUUAAUUUCUCAGCUCAAAGAUGAUCUCAACGGGCUCAAAACAUGGGCUUGUAAGCCCGAAAACCGAACUUGUGCUUGGCUUUGUGAUGGGCUGAGUCAACUUAAAGUUGUUCACGAGAGUCUUGAUGAUCUGCUUCAACUUCCACAAACACGUGAAUCUUUACAUGGACAUUCUGAUUUGGUUGAGAAGCUUUUAGAUGAUUUUCUUCACUUUGUCGAUGUUUAUGGAAUUUUCCAAACCUUGAUACUCACCUUCAAGGAAGAGCAUUUAGCAGCUCAGGUAGCUGUGAGGCGCAAAGAUGAAUCCAAGAUUGCUUCUUACGCUAAAGCUUUGAGAAAAAUGGCUAAAGAAAUGGACAAGCUCGCGUCCAGCGUGCAAUGCAUAGGAAAAUAUAUCGUGCCUCAAGAAUGUGUACCUGUGCCUGAUGGAGAUGCAGAGCUAGCAGAAGUCAUGAAAGACAUUAUAGAAGUGACACUAUUAGUUUCUAUUGCACUUUUCAAUGGGCUUGCAGUAUCACUGGCAUUUCCAAAACCAUCUUGUUCAUGGAUCGGACUAGGAAUGAAGACAAAGAAAGUGAAAGAAAAUGAGGCAAUUGUGGAAUUUGUAGAAAUGGGAUUGGAGAAUUUAUUGAGAAAAAAUAAAGGGGGUGAAGAAGUGAAGAUUGCAUCUAAGAAAAUGCAUGAAUUGGAAGAUUGUAUUUGUGGAAUUGAAAUUGGUGGAGAGAAAGUGUUUAGGAGUUUAAUUAAUGCUAGAGUUUCACUGCUCAAUGUAUUCACACAGUAGAGGGAGGUAAAAUGGAAAUUUAAAAAUGAUGCAUACAUGUAUAUUUUGCUUAAUUCCUUUUUUGGUUUUUUUACUAUUGUCAUUGAUUAAUUUGUUAUUGUCAUAAAGUUAAAUUUGUUUAAUGCGGGAAAAAAAGUUUACUGUUGAAUAGAGAAUAUUCUUGAUUG
Molecule: messenger RNA, 1211 nt
Organism: Lycium ferocissimum
Lineage: Eukaryota; Viridiplantae; Streptophyta; Magnoliopsida; Solanales; Solanaceae
Exons: 2
Coding region: 100-1044 (314 amino acids)
Biological process (GO): root development; shoot system development
Source: RefSeq, a predicted model, not a curated record